Messenger RNA from Danaus plexippus (monarch butterfly), 2999 nucleotides. RefSeq names its product protein regulator of cytokinesis 1-like. Bases 218 to 2479 code for a protein of 753 amino acids. Gene Ontology annotation, cellular component: spindle; cytoplasm; mitotic spindle midzone. Gene Ontology annotation, molecular function: microtubule binding. Gene Ontology annotation, biological process: mitotic spindle midzone assembly; microtubule cytoskeleton organization. NCBI's taxonomy places the organism in Eukaryota, Metazoa, Arthropoda, Insecta, Lepidoptera, Nymphalidae. The record is from RefSeq and is a predicted model, not a curated record. The transcript has 14 exons.
CUUACCGAUUAACGUACUGCAUUUUGAAAACUUCAAACGUUCGAAAGCUGGAUCUUGUGGCUGUGUCGUUAUAAUUUUUGUACAUAAUUUAGGAUUCUCAGCUAUUUUCUAUAAAAAUAUCGUCGAAUAUUCUUUACUCACCAAAACUAAUUGUUGGAAGUUAGAAUUAAAGUUUUAAUGUUUCUGUGAGAUAUUCAAGUUGAUAAAUAUCGGUGAAAUGAUCGGAUUAACAGAAGACGUCGGACAAUUAUUUGAUGAAGUCCUUCAUGAGAUAUCCCAGAAUGUUCGUCACAUGAUGGAAGAACUCUGGCUUAAUUGGUCUCAUCUCGGUGUAGACUACAAGACUAAAGUAAGCAACAUCAACAAACUGGUGUUUAUUGAAAAGGAACUUCACCGAGAUGUUAUUUCAGAGACUCGUCAGAAGCUCAAAAAUCUCCAGAGUCAAGUUGAUAAGCUUAAAGAAGAAACUGAAGAACUCAGCAGAGCCCUUUCUGUUGAUAUUUCAAUUUUGGACUUCAAAGAUGACAUGAUGAUGAUAGACUACAAGGAGAAAUUGGAAGAUCAAAUAGCUGGAUACAGGCAGCAAAUGGAACAGCGUCGUACAAAAAUGGAUCGCUUGCUGGAAUGGCAGCGAGAUCUGACUGACAAACUCGGUGUCACCAUACACGAGCUACAAGAGAUCCCACUCCCCGCUGAGGAGGAAUUAGACAAACUUAAAGUUCACUUAGAAGUGUUGCAGGCUGAGAGGGAUAAAAGAGUUGAAUUGUUCUUGAACACUCAAGUUGAAAUCAAGGACAUUAUGGAUAAGCUUCAGAUAAAACCACAGAACAAGUUUGAGCAUAUUGUGGUUUCCUCUCUGUCUGUGGACUUCAAAGUUACAGAUUUAAACAUGGAUCGAUUGGCCAAGCUGAGACAGGACUUACAAGAAAAAUAUGAGCAAACUAACAAUAGAGUAUUAGAAUUACGUGAACGUUUGUCAAAGCUUUGGGAAUGCUUGGAAGAGGAUCAUAUUUACUGUGAGAAUUUCCUUCAAGCUCAUCAGGGUUGCCACCCGCAAACUGAAAUGGCAAUCAAAGAAGAGAUCAAAAGAUGCGACCAGAUUAAGAGGCAAAAGAUUGGGGUAUUUGUGGCAAAUGUCCGCACAAAAAUCAAGCUGAUGUGGGACAAUGUGAUGUACUCAACCCAGGAGAGAGAGGAAUUUCUUCACUACUACCAGGACAUCUUCACCGAGGACACACUCACACUGCAUGAACUUUACCUGGACAAAAUAACUAAAUUCUAUUAUGACAACAAACAUAUCUUUGAGUUGGUGGUGACUCGUAAGAAUCUGUGGCUAAAGAUGACCGAGCUAGAGGCACGAGCGACCGAGCCCGGCCGCUACCACAACCGUGGCGGGCAACUGCUCAAGGAAGAAAAGGAGAGGAAGGCCAUAGCAAGCAAUCUGCCCAAAAUCGAGGCUACAAUUCGAGAUCUUGUAACUGAAUACGAACAGAAGACGGGCAAUGUGUUCACUGUGGACGGAAAACCUCUGCUCCAACUAAUACAAGAUGAGUGGGAAACGAGGAAAGCGGAACGUCACAAUAAGCUGUCCGCCCGCAAACAGAAUCAAGCUCUUACUCCGUCGACUCCGUCUUUCCGUUCAAUGGCCACUUCACCUCUCGGGAAGAGGAACAGAACCGCAGCUGGGCUCGCAGCUACUGCCGAAAGAACUAGACCGACCAAGCGUCAGCUGAUCACUGGCAGCGCAACCAAAGCGGUCACCACACUCACGUCCAAUCUGUCCGCCUUAAAAAGAUCUGCUAUAUCCACAGUUAAGAGGCGUAUCAGUGGUCGUCUAGCGGCCAGAGCUGUUGUGGAUAGUAAAGGUGAUCACGCUAAGAGGAAGCUCGACUACGGAGAAGGGAAAAGGACACCGAAAGCUACCGUCAAUGGCAGCAUUCUCAAACACAAGCGUGCCUCGGCCGGCCGCCGUCGCAGUGGGCGUCGUUCUAUCAACGCUACUACAUCUUCAGGAGCUUCGAAAGAACGAGAUCCACUGGUUGAAACCACGCUGCUCACAACUUACACAGACUUUAAGGAUCAGAUCAAUGAGAAGCAAAUCAGCCGUAGCUCUAUGGCGACGAGAGGCCAAGAAGUCAACAUACCCGUCAUAGUCUACCAAACAUCGGAAGAUCGUGACGGAACCCCCAAAAAAACACCACUGACCCCUAAAAUAGGAAAAGAAAACAUACAACAUGUAAUGCUCAGCACUCCAAAGAACAAUCUUCCUUACACACCGACCAGAUUAACGAGAUCUGCCUUAAAGUUAAAUAACGACGGUUUUGCAACUCCCAGAGCACCUCUCAGCGCCAACAAAGUUAACUUACAGAGACAGAACACUCUGUCCACCAUGUCGGUUAAAACGACCCCGAACAGCGUCAGCAGGUCUAAGUCACACACGCAUUUGGUCAGAGUGAAAAACCUACCUCCUCUCAUAUAAUAUGUUCGCAUAUGCAUGCAUAUUAAUACAAGAUGUACAUUGCCAAUAUCGUGUUAGUAUUAAAAUGUUCGCAUAUUUGACGAUUAUUAUAUUUUAUGAUUGAAUUCAGUUAUUUGUCCUUAAUUUCGAAUCUCUUCAAUUUUGCUAACGUUUAAAUUAAUUGAUAUCUUAUUUGUUAAAAGAUUAUGUUACGAGUAACACAUUGAUUUCUUUACUUAGUUUGAUAAGGUUUUAUGUAUUUUUGAGUUGAAUAUAAUUUUAAUUUUGGUUAUUUAGUAAGACAUUAGAAUCGAUGUUAGUUCUGUCAACUGGGUUGAAACGUGUCUCCAAGGCCCCGAUAGCAAAUAAUUCGUGAAUCGGCAGCUAUUAUUAAACUGGGGAUGUACUUAAUACUGGUCAGUAUUGAUGUGUUUGAAGUUACGCACGAAUUUCGCUUUAGCAAAUCACAAUAAUAUGAUAAUUCUAUAAUAAUUUGUAAUUUGUAUGUAAAUUAUGGUUGUAAUAUAUUAUUCAUAGUUUA